Cyanidioschyzon merolae strain 10D is the source of this 1260-nucleotide messenger RNA. RefSeq lists its product as hypothetical. NCBI's taxonomy places the organism in Eukaryota, Rhodophyta, Bangiophyceae, Cyanidiales, Cyanidiaceae. The transcript has a single exon. The record is from RefSeq and is a predicted model, not a curated record. The coding region runs from base 1 to 1260 and encodes 419 amino acids.
AUGAUCACACGCUCCAGGAGCAAAAGAUACCAGACCGAGGACGGGUGUCCAGUAUCGAGCCAGGAUACCCUGGAGUUGGGGUCAGCUGACAGACUAACCGUGGAAAUACAAACACCCGGGAGAGGCCAGCGUGAACGGCGUGGAGCACACAGCCGGGGCGACCCUACAGGAACGUCGUCCGCUUGUGUCACUCCGCAGCAAACAAUAAAAGUUCUUGCGCUGGAAUCGCCUGGACUCCCGUCUGUAGAGUUCGGACUGGGUGUUCAUUCGGGUCCGACCUGUGCCGGCGGCGUUGAGUCGGUGCCCUUGACGGCGCGGGCGGCACGCGAGCUCCGUCGACUAGGAUUUGAUGUGCCGAGCCCGCUUCCGUCUCGAACAUCAAAAGGCACGCCACAUGUUCGUGCAACGAAGGCGUGCCACAUGGACUCGGAGCUGACACCGGCUUCACUCCAGAAGCCGAUAGCCACCGCGAUGCCGGCUGUUACCUUGGACACACCUGACAGCGCUCGCUCGCUUUGCGCAGAGCGAAGUUCGGAGAACGCAGGUACAAGUGCGGCGUGUACUGGGGCUGCAUCAGAGAGAAUCACGGAACUGGAAAGGAAACUUUGGCAAGCAGCGAAACGGAACGACGAACAACGCUCUCCGCUGUGUACUCGGUAUGCAGGGUGCCCAUCUGACGAUAUCGAGAAGCUGGAAAAGCCUCGAAUCGGUGCAUCGAGCGUGGUAGUUGCGAUGAAUGCGCAAGAAAGUCACGAGGCGACCGAGGAGACGCAUUCAGUGCAGCCGGCUCGCAGCGUAUCUUCGCACGACGCCUUCGAAGAUGAUGCGGCUCUUGCGAGGCCUGCUCAGGAAAACGAACCCUCAAGAUCUGAGGCAAGAGAGCCCGAUGCUCGCCACCAGCGCCAGGGAUCACCACAACAGAAUAAGACCAAAAUAAGCGCGGGGCGGAUUUCCGUUAACGGUGGUGCCUGUAAUUCUCCAAACGUUAGCGAGUUUACGCAUGUCUGCCCGCCGUCUGUAUCGCCACUCAAGUCCGGCAUCGCGGACAGUACACAGCGUUCUCGAUCGAAGCGUGUGCGGAAAAUGAACGGCCUCCGCCAAGAGAGCGCUUUCGCAUGUGGCAAGUCUCCUGGAACUUCGAUCACGUUGGUGCUACACCACCAGUUCCGUGCUAGCGCGUAUGCUCCGUGGCGCCUUCGUUGGAGGCGACGUUUCGGUAGGCGUCGUCGCUACCACGGUCGCUGGCUCAUUGUCUACUGA